Messenger RNA from Telopea speciosissima, 2107 nucleotides. RefSeq names its product ATP-dependent DNA helicase 2 subunit KU70. Gene Ontology annotation, biological process: cellular response to X-ray; telomere maintenance; cellular response to gamma radiation. NCBI's taxonomy places the organism in Eukaryota, Viridiplantae, Streptophyta, Magnoliopsida, Proteales, Proteaceae. The record is from RefSeq and is a predicted model, not a curated record. Gene Ontology annotation, cellular component: Ku70:Ku80 complex; nucleus. Gene Ontology annotation, molecular function: DNA helicase activity; telomeric repeat DNA binding; double-stranded DNA binding. The coding region runs from base 89 to 1978 and encodes 629 amino acids. The transcript has 19 exons.
AUCAGACCAGAGGUUUCUCUCUCUCACUCUCUGCUGUUCUCAAGGUUUGUAAUCGGUCAUUAGCUCUUUCUCUUUGAGAAAACUCAUUAUGGAUUUGGACCCAGAAGACAUUUUUCGAGAUGAUGACGAAGACAUAGAAAAUGAAUUCUAUCAGCAAAGAGAUUCCAGUAAAGAACUCGUUGUGUACCUUGUCGACGCGUCACCGAAGGCGUUCAAUCCAGCGAGUAAAGCGGAAGAUCAGGAGGAAACUUUUUUUCAUAUUGCUGUCAGCUGUAUUUUCCAGUCAUUGAAGACCCAAAUCAUUAAUAGAUCUUAUGAUGAAGUUGCAAUAUGUUUCUUCAACACGAGAGAGAAGAAAAAUCUACAAGAUUUAAAUGGCGUUUUUGUAUUCAAUGUUGCAGAACGGGAAUAUCUAGACAGGCCAACAGUGACGCUUAUAAAAGAGUUCAGUCACAUUGAAGAUACAUUUAUGAGCAAAAUUGGUAGUCAGUAUGGAAUUAUUUCUGAGUCUCGGGACAAUUCCGUUUACAAUGCCCUCUGGGUAGCUCAAGCUUUGUUACGUAAAGGGUCGGCAAAAACUGUGGAUAAGCGAAUUCUUUUGUUUACAAAUGAAGAUGAUCCUUUUGGAAGUAUCAAAGGGGCGACGAGAACAGAUAUGAUAAGGACAACAAUACAACGCGCGAAAGAUGCACAAGAUCUUGGCAUAUCAAUUGAACUGCUUCCCUUGAGUCGGUCAGAUGAUGAGUUCAAUGUUUCCCUCUUUUAUGCUGAUUUGAUUGGAUUGGAAGGUGACUAUCUUAAGCAGUUCAUUCCAUCAGCAGGAGAAAAGUUGGAAGAUAUGAAGGAUCAAUUGAGAAAAAGAAUGUUCAAGAAGCGCAAAGUUAGAAGAAUUACAUUCUCAAUUGUUAAUGGCAUAUCUAUUGAGCUGAACACAUAUGCUUUAAUUCGUCCAACCCUUCCAGGGGCAAUCACCUGGCUUGAUUCUGUUACCAAUCUUCCUUUAAAGACUGAAAGAUCCUUUAUUUGUGCGGACACGGGUGCAUUGGUCCAAGAGCCCACAAAACGUUUUCAAUCCUAUAAAAAUGAGAAUGUUAGCUUUUCCAUGGAGGAACUAUCUGAAAUAAAAAGGGUUUCAACUGGACAUCUUCGUCUUUUGGGAUUCAAGCCAUUAAGUUGCUUGAAAGAUUAUGAUAAUCUGAGGCCAUCAACAUUUCUUUUUCCUAGUGAUGAGGAAAUAAUUGGAAGUACCCGCAUUUUCAUUGCUAUACACAGAUCAAUGUUACAGCUUAAGCGGUUUGCAGUUGCAUUUUAUGGCAGUUCGACUCAUUCUCAAGUGGUUGCUCUGGUUGCUCAAGAUGAGAUAGCUAAUUCCAGCGGUCAAGUUGAGCCACCUGGAAUGCACAUGAUCUAUCUUCCUUAUUCUGAUGACAUUAGGCAGAUCGAGGAGCUUCACAUGACCGUUGGUUCCAUGACACCUCGAGCUACAGAUGAUCAAAUUAAGAAAGCCACCGCUCUAUUGAGACGUGUGGAUUUGAAAGAUUUUUCGGUUUGUCAAUUUGCAAAUCCAGCCCUACAGAGACACUAUGCUGUAUUAGAAGCCUUGGCCCUUGACGAAGAUGAGAUGCCAGAGAUGAAAGAUGAAACUGUUCCUGAUGAAGAGGGCAUGGCUAGACCAGGAAUAGUUAAUGCACUUGAAGAGUUCAAGGUUUCUAUUUAUGGGGAAAACUAUGACCAAGAGGAAGCUGAUCAUCAAUCCUCAAAGACAUCCGCAAGUGAGGCAUCUAGAAAACGAAAGGAAAUCACUGAUAAUGCAGUGAAGGAGUGUGCAAAUUACAACUGGGAAGAUCUUGCAGACAACGGAAAGUUGAAGGAUUUGACUAAUGUAGAGUUAAAGUAUUAUCUUGCUGCACACAACCUUCCUGUUACUGGAAAGAAAGAAGCUCUCAUCAGUAGGAUAUUGACACACAUGGGAAAGUAAGUUCUUUUAUUUACGUAACUGAUCAUUGUAAAUGAAAUUUUGAGGGUGAAAGUUGCUAGAAAACCUAGUAAACAAUUGAAGAGAACAUGUUGUUCCCCAUAUUUUAGAUCUGUUCAGAGUAUAUGUCUA